AUGAUAAAAACUUUGGCUCUGGCGGGUAGAGAUAGAGACCAGAACCAUACAAGGACCAGAACUAUACACCAAGGACAGAACUAUACACCAGGACCAGAACCAUGCAAGGACCAAGACCAUACACCAAGCCAGAACUAUACCAAGGACCAGAACUAUACACCAGGACAGAACUAUACAGGACCAGAACCAUACACCAAGGACCAGAACCAUACAAAACCCACAGGACCAGAACUAUACACCAGGACCAGAACUAUACCAGGACCAGAACUAUACACAGGACCAGAACUAUACAGGACCAGAACUACACAGGACAGAACCAUACACCCAAGGACCAGAACCAUGCACAAGGACCAGGGCACACACAAGGACCAGAACACACAAGGACCAGAACCAUACACCAAGGACCAGAACCUACACCAGGACCAGAACUAUACACCAGGACCAGAACUACACCAAGGACCAGAACUAUACACCCAAGGACCAGAACCAUACACAGGACCAGAACCAUACCAAGGACCAGAACCAUACAAGGACAGAACUAUACACCAAGGACCAGAACUAGCACAGGACCGAACUACACACCAGGACAGAACUAUACACCAGGACCAGAACCAUGACCAGAACCUACACCAAGGACCAGAACCACACAAGGACCGAACCAUACACAAGGACCAGAACCAUACACCAGGACCAGACUAUACACAGGACCAGAACCAUACAGGACCAGAACCAUACACAAGGACCAGACAACACCAAGGACCAGAACCAUACCCAAGGACCAGAACUAUACACAGGACCAGAACCAUACAAGGACCAGAACUAUACACAGGACCAGAACUAUACCAGGACAGAACCAUACCAGGACCAGAACUAUACAGGACAGAACCAUACAGGACCAGAACCAUACACAGGACAGAACAUACACAAGGACAGAACCAUACACAGGACCAGAACACCACACCAAGGACCAGAACCAUACACAAGGACCAGAACCAUACACAGGACCAGAACCACUACAAGGACCAGAACCAUACACAGGACCAGAACUAUACACAGGACCAGAACUACCCAGGACCAGAACUAUACACCAAGGACAGAACUAUACACCAGGGACCAGAACCAAGGACACAAGGACCAGAACGUGUGUAC
Messenger RNA from Homarus americanus (American lobster), 1149 nucleotides. Its product is annotated as involucrin-like. The annotation marks the transcript as partial. The transcript is spliced from 3 exons. NCBI's taxonomy places the organism in Eukaryota, Metazoa, Arthropoda, Malacostraca, Decapoda, Nephropidae. The record is from RefSeq and is a predicted model, not a curated record.